GGCACAAGAUUUUUAAAUCCUCCAUGUAAUUUUAUUAUUCUUCACAUGUUUUUUCUAACCAUUUACUAUUUAUCCUGCUAAACUUUCUCUCUCCUCUUCUAUAAUUAUUAUAUAAAGUUGAGUGCAUUACUGGUUUAUCAUGAAAAAAGAAAUAAAGGCACAGAGAGGGAGAUCAAGAAUCACGAUCCCUGAGUGAACAUGGGGUUGUCUCUCUGAACAACCCCAUCAUAACGUUAAGGGUGAGGGAUUGUUUGAUUUGGGAAUUUGCUUGCAUUGCGAGAUCAUCACAUUUUUGUGUUUGUGGUUGUGUUGUUCUGGAAACAAAACAAUGGAGGGUGAGAACAAAAAGUACAUCACAUCGGAGGAGUUGAAGGAGCAUAACAAGCCAGGGGAUUUGUGGAUUUCCAUUCAGGGAAAGGUGUACAAUGUGUCAAAUUGGGCGAAGGAGCACCCUGGUGGUGAGGUUCCCCUGUUGAACCUUGCAGGCCAAGAUGUGACUGAUGCAUUCAUAGCCUACCAUCCCGGCACUGCAUGGAAAUAUCUUGAUCCCUUCUUCACUGGGUACCACCUCAGAGAUUUCAAGGUCUCCGAGGUGUCCAAGGAUUACAGGAAGCUUGUGUCGGAGUUUGCCAAAAUGGGUCUUUUUGAAAAGAAAGAACAUGUCACUCUGUUCACACUUGCCUCUGUUAGUAUCAUGCUUGCCAUUGUUGUUUAUGGCACCGUGGUGUGUACCAGUGUGUGGGCUCAUUUCGCUUCUGCCCUAUUGCUGGGUUUGCUUUGGAUGCAAAGCACCUAUGUGGGUCAUGAUUCUGGGCACUACGAGGUCAUGACCACUCCUGGUUACAACAAAUUAGCACAGAUCCUUUGUGGGAAUUGCAUGACUGGGAUAAGCAUUGCAUGGUGGAAGUGGACUCACAAUGCCCACCACAUUUCCUGCAACAGCCUUGACCACGAUCCCGAUCUGCAACACAUUCCGGUGUUUGCCGUGUCUACUCGUUUUUUCAAUUCAAUCAAGUCCUGUUUCUAUGGGAGGAAGUUGGAGUUUGAUUCAUUAUCCCGGUUUCUUAUCAGUUACCAGCACCUGACAUUUUACCCAAUCCUGUGCGUUGCUAGGGUGAAUUUGUAUUUGCAGACUUUAUUGUUGUUGUUUUCUAGGCGCAAAGUCCCAGACAGAGCCUUCAACAUUAUGGGGAUCCUUGUGUUUUGGACUUGGUUCCCUCUCCUGAUUUCUUGCCUCCCGAAUUGGGGAGAGAGGGUGAUGUUUGUGAUGACCAGUUUUGCCGCUUGCUCCGUCCAACACCUUCAAUUUUGUUUGAACCAUUUUGCUGCUGAUGUGUAUGAAGGGCCACCAAAUGGAAACGACUGGUUUCAAAAGCAAGCAAGUGGGACAUUGGACAUUUCUUGCUCAAGCUGGAUGGACUGGUUCUUUGGUGGGUUGCAGUUCCAACUUGAGCACCAUUUGUUCCCAAGGCUUCCAAGGGCCCAAUUGAGGAAAGUUUCGCCAUUGGUCAUAGACCUGUGCAAGAAGCACAAUUUGCCUUACAGAAGUUUGACAUUUAUUGAGGCCAAUAUUCGGACUCUCAAGACACUCAGAACCGCUGCCCUUCAGGCCAGGACUCACCCUACCCCCCAGAAUAUGCUCUGGGAAGCUUUCAACACUCAUGGUUGAUUUCAGCGUCUGGAUCAGUGAAGAGUGAUGGUCAUCAUCAGCAUGUUGUUCCCAAUUUAUUAGUUCCCUCUGGGUACUGAUAAUUUAGUGUCUCCUUUUGGGUAUGGAAUAAAAUGGUCACCACUCUUUAUUUUGCAAAGUUCAGAUGAUAAUAAUCCGGUGGCUUCGGCGAGAAUCCAUUUGCGAUGUUCCUCGGAGGAGGAGCGCAUCUAAGAUGGUUUUUUUCAGAGGUGUGCAACUUCGUGUUAUGUCACUCCGAAGCUUGGUCACCUGCAGCAGUUACUUUGAUGCUAACAAAAUUUCUUACACAAUUAUUCAAAAUUCAUCGAAUCGAUCUUAAUUCCUUUUUUGGGGCUUUCUCACUUUCCCUUGUAUGCAUAUUUGAUUACCGAGUAAGUUAUGUUAAAUAAAUUGCGCUCCGGCUUAUUAUGUUUCAAA
This is a messenger RNA of Vigna unguiculata (cowpea), 2107 nucleotides long. RefSeq names its product delta(8)-fatty-acid desaturase 2 pseudogene. The record is from RefSeq and is a predicted model, not a curated record. Lineage: Eukaryota; Viridiplantae; Streptophyta; Magnoliopsida; Fabales; Fabaceae.